GGAGGGAUGUAUUUAUUUCUGAUUCAUGUAUUUGCAUCUGCUCAGGCAUUCUCUCUCUCUCUCUCCCCUCUCUCUCUCUCUCCUCUGCCUCUCUCCUCCCUCCUCUCUCCCUCUCUCCUCCCUGGUCGUCCUCUGCAGGCCUGCUGCUCUCUGCUGCAGAGACGGGGCUGCGUGACGUCAGUGAAGGCUGGAGCGGUUCCUUGGUUGGAGCGGAAAAAAAAUGGGGAGAAGAUUGCGAGGAGCUCAGGCAGCAGGAGCCAUGACAGAUGAGGUGAAAAGACCAGUUGAAUGUUGCCACUAUGUGUGGUCAUGUGACUGAGCUGGGCUCUUCCAUCGCACAUGGGAUCUCUCUUCCUACUGACUGUCUGUAGCUGUCCUGUUUUCACCAUGAGAGGAUCUGUCAGGUGCUUGACCUCUGUGCCCUCAUACUGGCGCUGCCGUUGUGCUGCGUGAGCGCCCCCCCUCCUCCGGCAGUUACUGCACGGAAUGGCCUCUCUGGACCUGCCAUACCGCUGUCCUCGCUGCGGGGAGCACAAGCGCUUCCGAAGCCUGUCGUCCUUACGCGCCCACCUGGAGUACAACCACACGUACGAGACCCUCUACGUCCUCUCCAAGUCCAACAGUGUAUGUGACGCCGCUGCUCUGCUGCCCCUAGUGGCCGAGGGAGCUCUCCUCACGCCUGCCAAUAACAACGACCCCUUUGAGCCGCUGCGGCCUUCAGCUUUAAAGGAGCGGCGCUUCCCCUGCCGUGAACUUCCUUGCGCGGACGACCUGAGCUUGACCCCGGCUAACUCCAACACUGCAGCCCGGUACAUUCCCAAUGUGGAGUUUCCCCUGGGGGAGAUUUUCAUGAAGAAAGCAAUGACAUCCACAGACCCGGGUCCCCAUGGAAACCCCAGCACAGCUGUAGCAGUGGCUGCUAAUGUAGCGGCCAGUGCGGUGGAAGCGGCCUAUGAGGAAGGCCUGGCCAGGCUGAAGGCGCGGGCGUUUGAACGGCUGGAGCUGGAUGAGAGGCUGGAGAAGCUGUCUGAAGAGGUGGAGCAGAAAAUAGCGGCCCGUGUAGGCCGUCUUCAGGCAGAGCUGGAGAGGAAGAGCUCUGAGCUGGAGCGGGCCAAGCAAGAGAGUGAGCGGCUGAGCCAGGAGAAACAAGACCUGGAGGACAAGGCCUCCGAGCUCUCUCGGCAGGUGGACGUCUCUGUGGAAAUGCUGGCAAACCUGAAACAAGAUCUGGUGAACAAGGAGGCAGAACUCAACCACAAACAGCAGGAGGUCGCCCAGAUCGACCAGUUCCUUCAGGAGACGGCGGCGCGGGAAGCCAACGCCAAAGUGCGUCUGCAGCAGUUCAUUGAGGAGCUGCUGGACCGAGCCGACCGCGCAGAGAAGCAGCUGCAGAUCAUCAGCAGCUGUGGCACCACGCCGAACGGCAGCCUGGGACGCUGCAGCCUCCAGGCCUCAAAGGGCAACGGACGCCAGAGAAACUCCAGCCUCUCUGGGAGCACAAGAGGCAUGUACCAGGUGUCAGACCGACGUUCCUCACCCAGCACAGGAGCGUCAGGGCGCAUCAAGUCCGUCUCACAGGGAUCUGGAGGUUAUGACAGUGACAGCGUGGAGAUGCAUCCCAUGGAGGACUGUCCCGAAGCUCAGUACUAUCACAUGCAGUGCCGGCUGGGUGAGGGGGCUUACGAGCGCUCCCCCGGAUGUGGCGGCGGCGGCGGCUCCAGAAACUGGGGUCUCCGUAAACAGGCCAUCCAAAACUGGCAGCGACGGCCUUACAGGAACAGCACCGAAGGCGAGGAGGGGGACGUGUCGGACGUGGGCUCCCGGACCACCGAGUCCGAAGUGGAGAUGUGGGAACAAGAGAGGAGAGCUGUGGCUGAAGUCCAGCAGUCUGCCGCGCCCUAUCCUCACCACGGCAGGGCGGGAUACCGGCCCAGCGCAGGACGGUCGGAGGGGAUCUACAGCAAGCCGUGCCGUCACGAAAAGAGCCCGUCCAAAUCCAACGAGGUGAUCAGUCCCGAGAUCCUGAAGAUGCGAGCGGCUCUCUUCUGUAUCUUCACCUACCUGGACACUAAAACCCUGCUGAGAGCCGCCGAGGUCUGCCGUGACUGGAAGUUUGUGGCCCGUCACCCAGCUGUGUGGACCAGAGUGCUCCUGGAGAACGCUCGCAUUUCUUCCAAGUUCCUGAGCACAUUGUCUCAGUGGUGCACUCAGACGCACUCCCUCAUCCUGCAAAACCUCAAACCACGACAGCGGGGCAAGAAAGAAACCAAGGAAGACUACCUUAAAAGCACACGUGGCUGUCUGGAGGAGGGUCUGGAGGCGUUGUUGAAGGCCACAGGAAGCAACCUGCUGAUACUGAAAAUUUCACACUGCCCCAACCUGCUGACUGAUCGCUCCCUCUGGUUGGCCAGCUGCUACUGCCGAGCUCUGCAGGCUGUCACCUACAGGAGCGCCACAGACCCAGUUGGCCAGGAGGUGAUCUGGGCCCUUGGAGCAGGUUGUAGAGACAUCAUCUCCCUACAGGUGGCGCCACUACACCCAUGCCAACAACCUGCUCGUUUCAGUAACCGAUGUCUGCAGACUAUUGGACGAUGCUGGCCACACCUCCGGGCUCUUGGUGUGGGAGGGGCUGGAUGUGGCAUUCAGGGUUUGGCCUCAUUGGCGAGGAACUGCAUGCGUCUGCAGGUGCUGGAGUUGGACCAUGUGAGUGAAAUCAACCAGGAGGUGGCAGCAGAGGUUUGCAGAGAGGGCCUGAAGGGUCUGGAGAUGCUGGUGCUCACUUCCACACCAGUCACCCCAAAAGCCCUGCUCCACUUCAACAGUGUUUGCCGCAACCUGAAGUCCAUCGUGGUUCAGAUUGGUAUAGAGGACUACUUUGAGGACCCCAACAGUCCUGAAGCCAGAAAACUGUUUGAUGAGAUGGUGAACAAGCUGCAGGCUCUGAAGAAGAGACCUGGCUUCUCCAAAAUCCUCCACGUCAAAGCAGAUAGUCUCUGCUAACAUCUUUUGUGUCGGAUUCUUCGAGUCUUGGAGGCGCCAUCUUGGCUCCAGUCAAUCAUAAAGGACCCAGCUGUUUUGAGCCCACUCUCUGGGGUUGAAUGUGUCUGCAGCACAGACAGAAACAAACAGAAGUUCGCCAUGAUGAACCAGGACAGAGGCUCGAUGUGCAUACUCCACAAGUACAAACUUGAAACAGAAAAACUCAUUUACUAUUCCAGUAGGGGAAAUCAAUAUCUCCUUAAUGUUGGUUACGGCAGGCAGCCAAUCAAGGAGGCUUAUUUGGACUAACAGUGGCAUAUAUAUGAGAUUAGGAGCCUGUUGUAAACUCAACCGACUCAAGUAACCCAACAAAAUGUAAGAUCCCUCUUUCUCAGCCGUGUUUUGCUUCUUUCACCAUAAAAACGGAUUGAGCCGUCGCACAGAGCCAGACCCCUUUCUCUCUUGAAAACACCUGGAGCCAGGUGACAGCGCUGUAUUUAACUGUCUGCAUCUACAUAAUGCUUGAUGUAAAAACCUGAGACUACCCUCAGCUUGUGGGCAGGAGCACAUUAUACAGCAUACAAACUCCCCACAGAGACGAAUGGUAAAUGGUGGCAGGUGGGAGAAAAUGUAGAAGAACUUAUUUCCUCAAGAGAUCUUGACUUCUUCCAGGGUCAGAGUCUUGAAACAGGAGCUUUAUGGUCCGCGCGUGUGCAGAUGAGUGAAUGCAUAAAUAAACUAGGCGAGAAAUGAAUACAUGGUUUUCAUCCAGCCUCCCCUGCACUACUGUGUGGUGAACCUGGACAAUGGACAGCGUUCAACUCUUUUACUGCUUCCACCCCCAGAACAGAAACAUGCUGCACAAGCUCUGGGCAUGGCAGAGGACUAACCUCCCUGUAACACACAGACCUUGACAGUCUUCUAGCCGCCGCAGGGCAACGAUGCAUUUCUCCUCUUCUGCCAUCUCCUCUGCUUCCUUGUGUGAACGGGAUCGUGUCACAAACCUUGACUCAGUGUUUUGUUUUUUUCUUUCUGUUGUUGUAGAAUCUAUAGAUCUGUUGUCUUGUGAGAACAGGAUGCAGUAUCUGAUGUUGCUCAUAAAAUAAGCCUGGAAGAUGAUCCAUAAUGCAUUUCACUCAAAAACCGGUGCCAUUUGGAAACGGUGUCUGUCCUCAUUCCAGUGAGCGUUUUCUCCGAUGUGCCAUUAAUGAAGGAAGAGGGACCAGCAGAUGAGUACAAGCAGCUCUUAGUAAAGAUGAGGGUGUUGUGUUUCAUAUGGAACAUGAUCUCCAGGUGUAAACAGGUGUUGUAGUGUUUAUAUAUCAUGACAGUUUCAUACUUUACCAUCCUAAACAGUGCCAUUUCUCCUCACAGGGCUUGUCAUGGCUGAGCCUUGAACAAUCCUUAUUUAUAUUCAUCAGCUGAUAUCCUCUGGCUCCCUCUGCUGGUGUUUUCAGGCAGUUACACUACUGACAGCCAGCUGGUGUGAUGUGACACUUCUACCCUUUGCAGCAUGGAACAAGUGUCUUCUUUGCUAUUUUGGAGAAGUCAAAACCAAGAGAUCGAGUCUCCAGUGUCACCUUCAAAUUGGCACAAUUCCCAGUUACAGUUUAGUUCAGUCAACGAUGCAGAAAUUCUCAAGAAGUAUGAGUAGCAAUACUAAACAGUGGUGACACCGAGUGUACACUCCUCUCAAGAUCAUUUAAAGGGGAGCUCCACCCAUUUUACACACCAGAAUCGUUUAAUAAUAAAGUCAUUUGUGGCGCUGGGAGAUUGUUUACAAGGCAUUGAGGGUCAAAUAAAAAAUCCAAAAAGGAUAAAAUCCAGUGUUUUCAGAGCUUGUGACCCCAUAUUAUGGACCAAAAGUCAGGCAUUUCUCCUCUCCUGCUGCAGAGUUUAAAAUCUCAAGCAAGUCCCCCAACUUUAUGAAAGUGCAAUACUAAAUCACUGGAGUUCUCCUUUAAACAGAGUUUCUUUUAGACACUUAGAAUCACUUUGAUUUGAAAAAAUCAUGCACACAGUUUUGAAAGAGGUUUUGAAAAUGAAAUCACACAUCAGGGACUACAUCACGUUCCUUAACCUUGCGACACAUUAACGCAGGUUGUUCGGUUUACCUUGCACACCUCACCACACACUGAGCAGGAGGUCGUCAUGUGGGCUAUUUUAAUAUUCAAAACCUCACUGAUGAGGAGAGCUGUUAGCUGGUGUUUUUGGUCUCUGCUUCAUAGUCAAUAAUGUUUAUGAGGACUUGUGUAGCUGAAUAUUGUGGUAACAGCGUUCCAGGUUAAUAUGUGAGAACAAUUGUGGAUGUCCAUUUCUUCAUGUUCUUCCAGUACUGCAUAUUAUUAUCCUAAUACACCGGCUCUGAUUAUCUGCUUGGUUUUAAUUGAGGGGGAAAAAGGUUUUUGGUGGGAAAGGUGUAAAAACUUUGCUGACACAACAGAGAAAACACAAAAAGCACUUGUUGAUUUUGAGUUUUAGACAAUCCUGCCUUCGCUAUCAACUACUCUGUACAUAAGGUUUGUAAAAAAAAAAACAAGAAAAUCUUCAAAAACAAGAAAAAAAAGGACCAACAUUUGAUGUUAUAUAAUAUUAAGGUCAUACAUAUGAGUGGAAACAGUUGAAGUUUACAGGUCUUCAUUCUGUAAGCAUUUUCUCUCCAAAGUUGAAUGAAAGGUAAACAUAGAGAAUUAUAUUAUGUAUAACAGUAGUGUUGAAAUUGCAGUUGUGUAUUAGAUACUUUAUAUUAAAUGUGCAUCAGAGUCAUAUAGAGAUGGAAAUUAUUUAAGAAGAGGAUAAAGAUGAUAAUUCAGCUAUUUAUUUCUAUAAAAAAGAGCGAUGUGUAUAAUGUUGGCAUGUUUGUGUUCAAGCAUCAAUCAUUAAGUUGCCUUCCUAACUGUUCUGCUAUACUGUGGCGAGAAAAUUAUUAGAUGUUUAAAGAGCUUUGAUUGCCUGCAGGUUAAUAAUGUUUCUCUUUAUUUGAUCCAGUCUGUUGUUGCACUAGUGAGAAAAAAAACAAAGAUAUUUCAGAUGUUUAUUAUAAGAGUGUUGUUUUUAAUGUUCAGCUAUUUCUCAGUAUUUGACAAAAUAUGAUGCACUUUUUUUCCUGAACACUUUUAUUGGCCCGUUGGUCGUUGGUUUAGUCAGAGACAAAACUGGUUUCUGUCGGCAGGAUGGCCGGCAGCAUCUUCUGGUGUGGUACGAAAACAGGAACUGUUCACUUAACAUGUUCAGGUUUCAUGAGAUGGAGGUUUUAGAAAUAUAACAUAUGAACUUGUAUAAGUGAACAGACGUACAGUUCAGCCUCUUUUCUCUUACGCCAUCUCUCAUGUCUCGUGGGUUGGGAAGUUACAAAGAUUGAACCUGAUUCAACUACAUGCAAGUGCUUUUUAGGUUCAUAGCCAAUAUGACCUUAUUCUCACCUUUGUGUUUGUUCCUGUGUUUGUUUUGUUUUUUCAUUAUGCUAUAGAUUUCACCGUAAGUACAUUUCCUCUCUUGUGAAAAUGGACCUGCUGAAGAUGUUUCAGAGCCUGUACGCUCUGAAACUGCAGAUUAGAGGUGCCAAGUACACCAGAAUAUUAUUUUUUUAUUUUUAUUUUUGGCUUUCAUCUCCAUCCUCUGCCUCUCCAAAUGCCAACCUGACUUCUAAUUUAUUUUACUACUUUAGAGUCUGAAGCAUCACCUAUGAACCAAGGUGUUUCCUAAUUCACGUUUAUGCCAUUAUUUAAUUUUUUAAAUCAAGAUUCAGUCCUCCUUUGUUGCAGCAACACCAAUUCAUCAUACUGUGCAACUGAAAGGCAGUGUUUGAGUGUUCAUGUACCUCUCUGUACAUAUUUUAUGUAUGAAUGAUUGUACUCUGCCCAUUCAUCUGAAUAGUAUUUUACACAUUACCUCAACACUUAUCUGGGCAAUUAAGUGUGCAGUUUGUCUUUGUAAUUUUUCAUUUUUGACUACCAUCGACAGGUAUGCCAACUGAUCCAUGAACUUCAUCUUGACAAAAAUGGAUUUUGUUGCUAAAAAAAAAAAAAAAAAACUUUCCCAAAAGAUGAUCAGCCUUCUAUGAUGACCGCAAUAGAUGGAAAUGUUUUACUACUCAUUUUCACUCAUUUGUUGUCAUCAAUAAAAUUGCUUUAAAUUGUA
Messenger RNA from Lates calcarifer (barramundi perch), 7119 nucleotides. It is a transcript of the gene fbxo41, whose product is annotated as F-box protein 41. The record is from RefSeq and is a predicted model, not a curated record. NCBI's taxonomy places the organism in Eukaryota, Metazoa, Chordata, Actinopteri, Centropomidae. Gene Ontology annotation, molecular function: protein binding. The transcript has 14 exons. The coding region runs from base 487 to 3000 and encodes 837 amino acids.